Messenger RNA from Suncus etruscus (white-toothed pygmy shrew), 2305 nucleotides. RefSeq names its product cartilage oligomeric matrix protein (gene COMP). The transcript has 19 exons. Lineage: Eukaryota; Metazoa; Chordata; Mammalia; Eulipotyphla; Soricidae. Gene Ontology annotation, cellular component: extracellular region. The coding region runs from base 131 to 2305 and encodes 724 amino acids. The record is from RefSeq and is a predicted model, not a curated record. Gene Ontology annotation, biological process: cell adhesion. Gene Ontology annotation, molecular function: calcium ion binding.
CCCCAGGAGAUUUCUUUGCCACCUCCUCCAGAAAGCCUUCCAGCACUGCUCUGUCACAUCUAUCCAGAGAACGGAUCAGCCUUGUUCCUCCUCUAGGUGGCUUCAGGCCGGUGGGGACCUGGCCCCGCAGAUGCUCCGGCAACUGCAGGAAACCAACGCGGCGCUGCGGGACGUGCGGGAGCUGCUGCGGCAGCAGGUCAAGGAAAUCACGUUCCUGAAAAACAUGGUGAUGGAGUGCGACGCGUGCGGGAUGCAGCCGGCGCACACGGCCGGGGUGAGCGUCCGGCCGCUGCCCGAGUGCGCCCCCGGCUACUGCUUCCCCGGCGUGGUGUGCACCCAGACGGCCGGCGGCGCGCGCUGCGGACCCUGCCCCGAGGGUUACACCGGCAACGGCUCGCACUGCGCUGAUGUCAACGAGUGCAACGCCCACCCGUGCUUCCCCCGCGUGCGCUGCGUGAACACCAGCCCGGGCUUCCGCUGCGAGCCCUGCCCGCCCGGCUACAGCGGGCCGAGCCACGAGGGCGUCGGGCUGGCCUUCGCCAAGGCCAGCAAGCAGGUCUGCACCGACGUCAACGAGUGUGAGACCGGGCAGCACAACUGCGUCCCCAACUCCGUGUGUCUCAACACCCGGGGCUCCUUCCAGUGCGGCCAGUGCCAGCCCGGCUUCGUGGGCGACCAGCAGUCCGGCUGCCACCGGCGCGGCCAGCGCUUCUGCCCCGACGGCACGCCCAGCCCGUGCCACGACAAGGCCGACUGCCUGCUGGAGCGCGAUGGGUCCCGCUCGUGCGCGUGCGCCGUGGGCUGGGCCGGCAACGGGCUCCUCUGCGGCCGAGACACCGACCUGGACGGUUUCCCGGACGAGAAGCUGCGCUGCUCCGAGCGCCAGUGCCGCAAGGACAACUGCAUGACGGUGCCCAACUCAGGACAGGAGGAUGUAGACCGGGAUGGCAUCGGAGACGCCUGUGACCCGGAUGCGGACGGGGAUGGGAUCCUGAAUGAGGAGGACAACUGCCCGCUGGUGCGGAACCCGGACCAGCGCAAUUCUGAUGGUGACAAAUGGGGCGACGCCUGUGACAACUGCCGGGCCCAGAAGAAUGACGACCAGAAGGACACAGACGGCGAUGGCCGCGGGGACGCAUGUGACGAUGACAUCGACGGCGACCGCAUCCGUAACGCGGUGGACAACUGCCCCAGGGUGCCCAACGCUGACCAGAAGGACAGCGAUGGUGAUGGUGUUGGGGACGCGUGUGACAACUGUCCCAGGAAGAGCAACCCAGACCAGAGAGACGUGGACCACGACUUCGUAGGAGACGCGUGUGACAGCGAUCAGGACCAAGACGGGGAUGGGCACCAGGACUCGAUGGACAACUGCCCCACAGUGCCCAACAGCGCCCAACAGGACUCAGACCACGAUGGCCAAGGGGAUGCCUGUGAUAAUGAUGAUGACAAUGACGGAGUCCCGGACAGCCGUGACAAUUGCCGCUUGGUGCCCAACCCUAACCAGGAGGACUCCAACGGGGACGGUGUGGGAGACGCCUGCAGAGAGGACUUUGACGCCGACAUGGUGGUGGACAAGAUCGACGUGUGUCCCGAGAAUGCUGAAGUCACCCUCACUGACUUCAGGGCCUUUCAGACGGUCGUGCUGGACCCCGAGGGUGACGCACAGAUAGAUCCCAACUGGGUGGUGCUGAACCAGGGCAUGGAGAUUGUGCAGACGAUGAACAGUGACCCUGGCUUGGCUGUAGGCUACACAGCCUUCAAUGGCGUGGACUUCGAGGGCACGUUUCAUGUGAACACGGUCACGGAUGACGACUACGCGGGUUUCAUCUUCGGCUACCAGGACAGCUCCAGCUUCUACGUGGUCAUGUGGAAACAGAUGGAGCAGACAUACUGGCAGGCCAGCCCCUUCCGCGCUGUGGCUGAGCCCGGCAUCCAGCUCAAGGCUGUGAAGUCCUCCACGGGCCCUGGGGAGCACCUCCGGAAUGCCCUGUGGCACACAGGAGACACAGGGUCCCAGGUGCGGCUGCUGUGGAAGGACCCGCGCAAUGUGGGCUGGAAGGACAAGACCUCCUACCGGUGGUUCCUGCAGCACAGGCCCCAAGUGGGCUACAUCAGGGUGCGCUUCUACGAAGGCCCAGAACUGGUGGCUGACAGCAACGUGGUCCUGGACACCACCAUGCGGGGUGGCCGCCUGGGGGUCUUCUGCUUCUCCCAGGAGAAUAUCAUCUGGGCUAAUCUACGCUACCGUUGCAAUGACACCAUCCCGGAGGACUACGAAAACCAGCAGCAGCGGCUGCGGGCCUAG